AUGAACGUUAAAGAUGUAGAUACUCUUUUAAAUAUUUUUAGAGGAGGGCCAGGUGUUCAUACUUGUUCAGGUAUAGAAAAUUAUUUUUUAGAAAGCAGUACGUUAGAUUAUGAUAUUAAAAAAGAAUUCAUAAAAAACUUAGAGAAUCCUACAUGUUUAUCAAAAUUUUGUAUGUUAAAGAGAAAGUUAGUUUAUGACUUUUUUUUAGUAAAAAAAGAAAUAGUCAAAAAAAAAUUAUGGACAUGUAUAGAAAGUAUAAUCAAUAAAUUAAAUGAUGAUGAUAUAAUAAAAGUACAUAGAUAUUUAAAAAAGGAAUCUGGAAAUGUUAUUCAUACAUUUUUAAAUAAUUUACAUUUGAAUAAAGAUCUUGAAACAAAAGGAAGAAGACGAAGAAGAAGAAGAAAAAAAAAUAUAUAUAUAUUAAAAAAAAGAAAAGGAAAAAAAAAAAACAAUCAUGAUAUACAACAUAAUAAUUUCAAUAUAAAUUCUAAUAAAUUAUAUUGUAAUUUACCUAUUAAUUUAAAUUUAGAACAUAUAUUUUGGAACCAUAUAAAUAUAAAAAAUUAUAAAAAGAAAUAUUUUUAUUAUAUUAAUAAAAAUAUAAAUUCUUUGUGGAAAGUAUAUUUAUCAUAUAACAUGUUAAAUAUAAAUAAAUGUGAACGUAAAGAUAUUAUAAAAAAUAUUCUACACACAUUAUUAAAAAAAGAAUAUGAACAAUUAAAUUGUUUUGAAUGGGAUUCAAAAGUUCUUCUUUAUAAAUUAUUAAAAAAAGAAGAUUCAAAAAAUAUAUCACUUGAAAAUUAUAUAGAAAAUGAUGAUAUAAUAAGUAAUUCAACUAAUCAUUUUGACAACAAUGUAGAUAUAUAUCUUAAUAGGAAAGAUAAUUCACAAAAUAAAAAUAAUACUAAUAUUAAAGAUAAAAUUGAUUCCAUUUCUGAAGAUGAUAAAUUAAGUCUUCAAACAGAUGGUCAAACAUAUAAUAAUAAUAAUAAUAAAAAAAAAAAAAAAAAAUCAUCCGAAAAUAAUAUCAUAAUGAAUAGUAAUAAUAUUUUAUUAAAUUAUAAUAAAAAUGGUCAAUUAUUAGAUGAUUCUUUAAAAUUAUAUAAUAACAACAAUAAUAAUAAUAAUAAUAAUAAUAAUAAUAAUAGUGUUCAUGUUCAUCACACCAACUUAAGUGAUUUUAAAAAUGCACAUUAUAAAGAUACAGAUAUAAUAUAUGAAUUAUUAUUAAAAUCUAUAAAAGGAGAAAUAAAAUUAAAAGUUAAAAAUUUUGUUAAGGUUCAUCAAGUUGGACAAGGAGCAUAUGGAGAUGUAUGGAUGGCAGAAGAUAUAAUAAAUAAUCAGAGAGUAGCAUUAAAAAAAUUAAAAUUAAAUGAAGAAAAAGAUGGAUUUGCAAAAACUUAUAUAAGAGAAAUAUCUAUUUUAAAUUCUUUAAAACAUGAAAAUAUUGUUGAAUUAAUUGGAGUUGUACAUUCUAUUUUACCUAUCAAUUUUUUUAAUCAAACUAUAAUAAAUCAACCUUCUCAAAAUUCUAAUCCUAUCAAUAUAAAUCAAAAUCAUAUUUUUAAAAACAAUCUUUUUGAUCAUAAUAGUUAUAAAGAUUUUCUUAUUACUGAAAAGAAUUAUUUUUAUAAUAAAAAAAAGUUAAGUACUUUAUUUAUGUCACCACAAAAAAGAAAAUUCUCAGCAAAUCAUGACAUGUCAUUUAAUGAGGAUAUGUCAUUUAAUGAAGACAUGUCAUUUAAUGAAGACAUGUCAUUUAAUGAGGAUAUGUCAUUUAAUGAAGACAUGUCAUUUAAUGAAGAUAUGUCACUCAAUGAAGAUAUAUCAUUCAAUGAAGACAUAUCAUCCAAUCAAGAUGUGUCAUCCAAUCAAGAUGUUUCAUCCAAUCAAGAUGUGUCAUCCAAUCAAGAUGUGUCAUCCAAUCAAAAUGUAUCAUCAAAUAAUUUAUUAAAACAUAAUAAUGUGGACCCAUCCAUUUCUCUUCCAUUAUCUUCUUACGAAGAUACCCUUUCAAGUGAUAGCACCCAUUCUGACUGCUCAUCCUCCACUUUAUCUUCAUUCCUCUCAUACGAUAAAAAUAAAGAAAAAAAGUCAUGCAUCUGGAUGGUCUUUGAAUAUGUUCCUUUUGAUCUGUCAGGAUAUAGUGAACUGCUUAGAGAAGAAAGAAAUGAAAAAGAAAGAUAUAAGUUUGCUAACUUAUUCAGUAUAGGUGAAAUAAAAAAUAUCUUUAUACAAUUAUUAAAAGCAUUAGAUUAUUGUCAUAAAAAUAAUAUUAUCCAUAGAGAUAUUAAAAUAGCUAAUUUGUUAAUAGAUAAUAAUGGAAUACUAAAGCUAGCUGAUUUUGGACUAGCUAGAUUCCAUUCUGAUAUUAAUGCAUCUAAUAUGACAAAUAGAGUUAUUACAUUAUGGUAUAGACCACCAGAAUUAUUAUUAGGUUCUGAAAAUUAUAUGUCAUCUGUUGAUAUGUGGAGUUGUGGUUGUGUAUUAGCAGAAUUAUUAACUAGCAAUCCUUUAUUUUCUGCUGAAAAUGAAACAGAUAUAUUAAAAAUUAUUGUUAAUAAGUUAGGGUUUCCAAAUGAUAGAGAUCUAAAAUAUUUAAAAAAUUUACCUUAUUGGAAUUUAUUGAAAUUAAAUCCUAUACAUCCAAAUAAUAUAAAUCAUAAUAUAAAUCAUAAUAAAAAAAUAGAAACAGAAAGUUCUAUAAGAAAUAUACCUGGUGUAGGAGAUCUAGGAUUAGAUCUUAUCAAAAAAUGUUUAAAGUGGAAUCCAUAUGAAAGAAUCACAGCUAGUGACGCGCUUAAUCAUCCAUGGUUUAAGAUACAACCAUUGUCUGAAAAAAUACAUCAAAGAAAUAAUAUUAAAGCAGCUCAUAGUUUUAUGACCAAAAAUUAUAAAAAAAGGGACAUACCCAAAAAUAAUUAUUCUAAAAUUAAUGAAAAUUUUAGAUAUAUAAAUGUAGGCAAUUACAGAAGGGCUUAUCUUCUAAGUAAAUAUAAUGAUCACCUUUUAUAUCUUAACUCACGUUCAUCAAAGAGGGAUAUACUAAAGGACCAGCCUCUUCACCAGGAUAAGGAAAAAGAUAAGGAAAAAGAUAAAGAAACCAAAGCGGAAACGAAAAAUAUAGAACACAAGGAUAAGAAACAUAAAGAAUUAGUAAAUAUUAAAAAGGAAGAUGAAACACGACAAAGUAAAAAAUGUAAAGUCGAAUCUGUCACCGAUUACAGUGAUAGAGGAGAAAAUUUAAAAACCCCUUUUGAUAAUGCCAUAAAAAAAAAUGAACACAAAUUAAAUUCAAAUAAGUCAGAUGUAGACAAAACUAGGAAAUCAGUUACCAUGUCAAGAGACGGAAGCUUAAGAAGGAAGGAAAGAAAGACAAUAGCAGUGGUAAAAUAUUAUGACCAUAAAACGAAAGAAUAUAAUUAUAGCCAUAGCCCAAGUCAUGCCAAAAAGUACAACAAUGAAAAAAGGGAAAAGGAAAAAAAAACUGAAGGUUUAGAUUAUAGGAGGGAAAGCAACAACUAUUUUGGAAGAAGCAGAGAAGGUGUAGAUGAUAGGAGAAGAUAUUCAACCAUUUGUAAAAUAGGUUAUAACAAUGCAGAUGGGUAUAGGGAUAGAAUAAGUCACAGGAGUAGGGAAAGGGAGUGGUAUAAAAAAUCAUACGGAAGAAGGAGUAGAGAUAGAGAAAGAGAUAGAGAAAGAGACAGAGAUAGAGAUAGAGAAAGAGAUAGAGAACGAGAUAGAGAAAGAGAUAGAGAUAGAGAUAGAGACAGAGAUAGAGAAAGAGAUAGAGAAAGAGAAAGAGAUAAAGAUAGAGAAAGGGAUAGAGAAAGAGAUAAAGAUAGAGAAAGGGAUAGAGAAAGAGAUAAAGAUAGAGAAAGGGAUAGAGAAAGAGAACGAGAAAGAGAACGAGAAAGAGACCGAGAAAGAGAACGAGAAAGAGAACGAGAAAGAGACCGAGAAAGAGAACGAGAUAGAGAACGAGAUAGAGAACGAGAUAGAGAACGAGAUAGAGAACGAGAUAGAGACCGUGAUCGAGAUAAAGAAAAAGAAAAAGAAAAGAAAAGAGAUAAAGAUAAAGAAAAUGAUAAAAAUAAAGAAGCUGAUCAUAAAAAGACGACGAAUGAAAGUCAUCAAGCGAACGAUCAAAAAAAACAUAAAUUAGAUAUUGAAGAAUUAAGGGUUGAAAAGAAAAAGAAAAUAUAA
Messenger RNA from Plasmodium gaboni, 4206 nucleotides. Its product is annotated as cdc2-related protein kinase 3. Gene Ontology annotation, biological process: positive regulation of transcription elongation by RNA polymerase II; protein phosphorylation. The coding region runs from base 1 to 4206 and encodes 1401 amino acids. Lineage: Eukaryota; Apicomplexa; Aconoidasida; Haemosporida; Plasmodiidae. The record is from RefSeq and is a predicted model, not a curated record. The transcript has 2 exons. Gene Ontology annotation, cellular component: cyclin-dependent protein kinase holoenzyme complex; nucleus. Gene Ontology annotation, molecular function: RNA polymerase II CTD heptapeptide repeat kinase activity; cyclin-dependent protein serine/threonine kinase activity; ATP binding.